AUGGAAAGUGAUGAAGAACUUGUCAUUAUUACUUUGUUAUUAGAUGAAGAAGAUGAAGAAGAAAGUAGAGGAAAUAAGAGAAAACAUAGAAUGUGGAUACAUGACAUAUUCAAAAAAAGGUCACAAUUUGGAGAAUAUCUUACACUGUUUACUGAUUCGUAUGACGUCAUCCGCACCAGUCGGAAAAGUUGCCCCUUCGAUCAAUUUCGUCGGCAUUACCGACGGACCGAUACGUGCGAUCCGUCCGCUGCCGGCCAGUGGACGCAUAUGUAUAUCAUACUAUACUAA
Messenger RNA from Macrosiphum euphorbiae (potato aphid), 288 nucleotides. The record is from the annotation of a GenBank genome assembly. Lineage: Eukaryota; Metazoa; Arthropoda; Insecta; Hemiptera; Aphididae.